Messenger RNA from Zea mays, 1167 nucleotides. RefSeq lists its product as uncharacterized. The transcript has a single exon. Lineage: Eukaryota; Viridiplantae; Streptophyta; Magnoliopsida; Poales; Poaceae. The record is from RefSeq and is marked validated. The coding region runs from base 60 to 1037 and encodes 325 amino acids. Gene Ontology annotation, biological process: carbohydrate metabolic process. Gene Ontology annotation, molecular function: hydrolase activity, hydrolyzing O-glycosyl compounds.
CCAACGUCAAUGCUUCUUCAUCUCUAGCCAGCGUCGUCGGCUGACCUCCUACCGUCGUCAUGGCUUCUCUUCACCCGUUGAUCGCUGCUGCGCUCGUAGUCGCGGCGGCCUCCACGGCAGCGGCGGCGGCGAGCUGGGCGGCACCGUCGUCGCCAGCACGCCCUCUGUUCCGCGAGUACAUCGGCGCGGAGGGCAAGAACGUGACGUUCGCGGACGUGCCGGUGCACCCGGGCGUGGACUUCCACUUCAUCCUCUCCUUCGCCAUCGACUACGCCGCGAACGCCACCAACGCCUCCGCGCCGCCGGUGCCCACGGACGGCCGCUUCGCCGUGUUCUGGGACGAGGCGAACCUCACCCCGGCCGCCGUGGCCGCCCUCAAGUGCCCCUCCUCCCGCGCCCGCGUCGCGCUCAGCCUCGGCGGCGACACCGUGUUCGGCGCCAACGCCACGUUCCGCGCGUCCUCCGUCGACGCCUGGGUCGGCAACGCCGUGGCGUCGCUCGCGGCCAUCCUCACCCGCUACGGCCUCGACGGGGUGGACGUGGACUACGAGCACUUCGGGGAGCGCGAGACGCCCGAGGUGUUCGCCGAGUGCGUCGGCCGCCUCGUGCGCGCGCUCCGGGCCCGCGGCGUCAUCUCCUUCGCCUCCAUCGCGCCCUUCGCCAACCCGGACGUGCAGGCGCACUACGCCGAGCUCUGGCGACGCUACGGCCGCGACUUCGACUACGUCAACUUCCAGUUCUACGCGUACCCGUCCAACACCACGGUGCCGGAGUUCCUGGCCCACUACGACGAGCAGAGCGCCCGGUACGCCGGCGCCGGCGGAGGGGGGAAGGUGCUCGUCAGCUUCGGGACGGACCCCGCCAGCGGCGGCCUGCGCCCCGGGAAGGGCUUCUUCAGGGCGUGCCGGGAGCUGCGCCGCCAGGGGAGGCUGCAUGGAAUCUUCGUCUGGGCCGCGGAUAACUCCGCCGCCGACGGGUUUCGCGACGAGCGCCUCGCGCAGACGUUCCUCGCCGGCAACGCCCCGGGUUUCCCCUGACGCAUGCAUGCGUUAAGCUCCCCGUGUCUCCGUUCCAUAUUUCCGUUCCUUGUGUACGUCUUGUUAUGUUUUGUCGCGUCCAUAUGAUUUUUAAUUGGUCCAGUUCAUUGAUUAUUUGCGUGCAUCCAAA